Messenger RNA from Vicia villosa (hairy vetch), 780 nucleotides. Its product is annotated as transcription factor MYB1-like. The record is from RefSeq and is a predicted model, not a curated record. NCBI's taxonomy places the organism in Eukaryota, Viridiplantae, Streptophyta, Magnoliopsida, Fabales, Fabaceae. Bases 1 to 780 code for a protein of 259 amino acids. The transcript is spliced from 3 exons.
AUGGAGAAUAUUAGAGGUAUGAGAAAAGGUGCAUGGACACAUGAGGAAGACAAGCUACUCAAGGCUUGCAUUAACAAGUAUGGUGAAGGAAAAUGGCAUUUAGUUCCUCAAAGAGCAGGAUUGAAUAGGUGCCGAAAAAGUUGUAGAUUAAGGUGGUUAAAUUAUUUAAGCCCCGAGAUCAACAGAGAAAGCUUUAGUGAAGAUGAAGUUGAUAUGAUCCUAAGAAUGCACAAACUUCUGGGGAAUAGAUGGGCAUUGAUUGCUGCAAGGCUUCCGGGUAGAACAGCUAAUGAUGUGAAGAAUUAUUGGCACACACACUUGCGCAAGAAGAUGAUUUCAAGAAAAACAGAAGACAAGAAAGAAAAAGAGAAACCUAAUGAAACCAUGAAAGCUCAUGAAAUUAUUAAACCUCAACCUCGAACUUUUUCAUCCCAUUCACGUUGGUUGAAUGGGAAAAAUAAUAAUUUUGUGAAACAAAUAGUGACGGUUUCGAAUAAAGAUGCUUCUACUGCAAAUGAUGGUGGUAACACAGAGACUAUGGCGACAAAUCAAAAUGGUAGAGAUUGUGUUGAUGGCUUAGAACCAAGUCUAGGUAAUGCCUCGAUACCGAGUGCAACAUGGUGGGAUAGCUUGUUGAACUUGGGAGAGCAAGAAUGUAGUGAGAAAAAUGGAGCAUGCUCUUUAUUACCAGACGAAAAUUUUGCUCUAGAGUUUCCAAAAGUGGAUGAUUUCUUUUGGGAUUGCAUGCUUUGUGAUUUCGGUUCUGUUUGGGAUAUUUAG